Lasiodiplodia theobromae is the source of this 1254-nucleotide messenger RNA. RefSeq names its product Ribosomal protein L37e. Bases 1 to 1254 code for a protein of 417 amino acids. Lineage: Eukaryota; Fungi; Ascomycota; Dothideomycetes; Botryosphaeriales; Botryosphaeriaceae. The record is from RefSeq and is a predicted model, not a curated record. The transcript has 2 exons.
AUGCCUACGGACGAGCUCUCCGACAACUAUGUGGCGGAGUUGUUGAAGAAAGAUGCGAAGGCGAGCUCCGCACGCUACGCCUCCGUAGGGCUUCAGGCCUACCUGCCCAAGAGACCUACUGGCCAGGCACCGAAGCCAAAUACGCGGUUCCUCCGAAACAUUCUACGCGAUACAGACAACCACAAUGCAGCCCUCCUUGCAAAAGAGGCAGAAGAAUCACGAGCAAGACUCAAGGCCCUUCGUGAAGGUGGCCAAGGGAGCAACGAGCGACCACACAAGUCGCGUGAGGUAGACCGAGGCAACGGCGAUGUCAUGUCCCGGUCUUCCAAGCGGAGGCGUACAGAAGAUAGCGACGACGAGUCGGACAGAGGACACCGCCGACGAGACGAAGAGCGCAGCUCCCGCCGGCCACAUCGCUCGAGGCGCGAACAAUCAACAGAUCGAGAUGAUGACAGGGAUAAGAGGAAGCGCAGUCGUCGCUCAUACGAUAGUGAAGAAGAUCGGGAAUACCGCAGAUCACGACAUUCGCACAGGAGUCGUAGACAUCGCGAUCGGAGCGCGACGGAUGACGACAUUAAGGAUGACCGCAGGUCUGAGCGGCGACAUCGGCACAGGCGCAGGAGUCGAUCAGGCAGUAGGGACAGACGGCACAGGUCUCGGCGGGAGACACGAUCCGGGAGCGCAUCCGAAGAGGAGGAACGCCGUCACAAGCACCGGAGGCGCGGAUCGCCAUCGAGAUCGAAGGAGAGGUCGAGGGAUAGCUCUACGGACAGGAAGCAUCAGACAAGCAAACCCAAGCUCAAGGAAAGGCCGUCGCGCAGUGCAAAGUUAGCAGCUUCGGACUCCGAUCCGCUGGAGGCGAUUGUCGGCCCAAUGCCUCCGCCUCCUGAACCAAAAGUUCGUGUGCGCGGUCGCGGAGCCAUGAGAGCGUCUACUGCGAUGGAUGCCCAUUUUGCGGCCGACUACGAUCCCUCGCAGGACGUGCAGCCGGGUUCGGAGGAGGAUGACUGGGACAUGGCGCUUGAAGCUCUGCGUGAUCGGCAGCGAUGGAAACAGCAGGGCGCGGAAAGACUGAAGGCGGCUGGCUUCACGGAUGAGGAAGUAAAGAAAUGGGAGAAGGGAGGAGAGAAGACUGAGGAGGAUGUUCGCUGGCGGAAGAAGGGCGAAGGCCGUGAGUGGGACAGAGGGAAAGUUGUCGACGAUGAUGGCCACAUUGAUAUCCGCGCUGAGUGGGGACGAUUGAAGGGCACGUAG